AUAUAUAUAUAUAUGUAUACACACAUGGAGUUGGGGUUUACAGACCAUAUCACACUCCAUUCCUCUCUUCGCUUUCUUCUUCUUCUCCGAUUUGCAUAAUUUUUAGUGCAUCUAUUGGGUUAAUUAAUAAUUAUAAUCUUCAGUGCAUCUAUUGGGAUGAUUGAACUUAAGAUUGAUAGUUUGCAUAUAUUGUGUCAAUUCAUUUAAUUGGCAAUAGUGUGAUCUACUGGGUUAAUUAAUAAUUAUUAAUAUUAAAGUAUUGAUCUGUCCCCCUGUGGAAUCUUUUGUUCCAGAAUGAAAAUCAAAGAUGUUACAUGCUGGUUGUAAAUCUUAAAACAAAAUUUAAAUCUCACAUAUUGAGACGAAAAAAAGGAAAAACAAAAAUAAUGUUUUGGGCAUCUUACCUAGAAUUCCUUAGGUUUCAUCUCAUAAAGUUUUUCACUUUCUCUCGAAUUCUUACAGCAUUAUGUAUUUAAAAGAUUAAUGCUAGACUACUACUUGUAAGAGUAAACUACAAUAAAACAAACUGCCAAGACUACUUUAGCACUAGAGUUAGUAAUAUAAUUGUACCCCGCAAGUUGCCUAGCAAUCCAGAAUCACAAAAUUAAUUAUUUUUUGAUAUACCAAAAAUAAAAAUAAAAAUAUCAUUAAUGGUACAAACAUAACAAAGCAUAAGUAAAACUAUACUAAUAAUAUUUUAGCUUAAAACUGCUGCAAAAUUGAAAUUGAUCCAAAACUGAUUAUGCAACAAAUCCUCUGUUAUGCCCAUAAAUAAUUUCAAUCUGUCUCCUUUUGGUUCCCAUUCUUUGCAUCAAGUUUUUCUACAUGAGUUGUUGAUUAUAAUCUAGUUUUAUGAUCAUUUAUGGUAAAGAUUAACAUAUCUGAAAAUAGUAUUGAUGAGUUUGAUGAGUUCAAAUGUAACUAUUGUUGUGAAGUUUGAUGAAUUUGUUACUAUUGUUGUGAAGUUUGUCCAACCUUCACUAUUUUUGUUACUUUUUUUACUAUUGAGUUUGCUUUAUGGUAAACAUUAAAAUAUCUGAAAAUAGUAUUGUUACUAUUGAGACUGUGUGAACUGAAACUGUGCAAUGAGCAUUGGGAAUUGUUGAAACUGAAACUAUGUAAUGAACCUUCACUAUUUUUGUUACUAUAACUUGGCUAAUUCGAGAAGACUAUGUGACGCAUACAAGAUGGUUAUAAUAAAAAUGAAAUUACAAAACACAUUAAAGGUCAAUUUUCUUUAUUUUUUAUCGUCAUCUUUAGUGAACUUAAUUAAAAGUUAGUGUAUUUUUGUUUAAUUUUUAUUUUUAAGACAUUCUAAUCUAGAAGGAUCUAAAAUUAAACAAUAUCAAAAGAAAUUUUAAAAUUCACAAAUAAGUCAUUUAACCAUAACUAAAGUAACAAAUUUGAUCUCUCCAACAAUUCGGACAAAUUUGAGGAAAUUCAUAUUGUGGCUCCAAACCCUCUCCAUUUAUAUACACGAUGAAUCUUAUAUUUACACAUGACAUAUGUUUGUUGGAUUCCCAGAAUGAAAUGGUAUUGGUCACUUCAAAUUGGUGUAGGAACAAAUGGGUGCAAACGAAUUGUCAUUAUGUUAGAAACAUUUUAUUCAAUCAAUACUUCGUAGGUGCAAUGUAUUUACAAUUAGCUUACCAAUGAGGAUUUGGAUUCAAUUUUUCCUAAUUAAUGUAGAGGCAUGUCAUCCUCUAGUAACUAUUAUUCUAGUGGUGAAAGCUUCGACUUGAGGUAUGAGCCUUUGAAAUGUGAUUGUGGGGCUAAAAGUUGCCAUAAGGGUUACCGAGUCUGACAAGCCAUCUAAAGGGAGACUGUAUUUCAUUUGUGAGAAGAGAAAUAGUCAAUUUUGGAGGUGGUGUACCCCAAAAUCUGUAACGAUGGUAGAGAGGCUGAGAAACGAGAGAAUGCUUGAUCAAAAUCAAAAUAUGGAGAUUGUAAGACUAAAAGUGAAGAACCAAAUGCUUGAGAAAUCCAAUGCUUUGAUGAAGCAACUUGUUGUGGGUCUGCUCACGAUUUGCAUUGUUAUGUCAGUUGGAUUACUCUUCAAAUGAUGAUAGGUGCCAUUUGGAGAUACCCGAUGUCUUUGUGCGAAUGUAGUUUACCAUGAACUAUUGUACUAAGCUUUGUAAUUGUUAAUGUUGACAUAGUUGCCAUGUAUGGUUGUUUUGUAUUAAUCUAGGUGUUGUAAUGCAAGCACUGAUGAAUGAGUUUGUUUUAAAUUUUUUUUUUUUUGUUUCAUAGAAUGAGUAACCAAGAGGAAACACAAUCUCAAAAUAGGAAGAACAAGGGAAAAUCAAGUCAAUUACCAUUCGUUAAAGCCCAUUGGGAUACAAAAUCAAAAGAAAUUUUUAUUAAGCUUUGUGUUGAGCAAGUCAAGGUUGGACAUAGACCUGGGACACACUUAGAUAAGGUCGGGUGGGAAAAUGUCAUAUCUAAGUUUAAAAGUAUGACUGGAAAAGCAUACCAACGAAUACAAAUGAAAAAUCAUUGGGAUGUGUUGAAAAAAGAUUGGCUUUUAUGGAAUAAUCUGUUAAGGGGCGAGACAAGCUUAGGCCUUGAUACAUUGAAUGGACCUAUAUCUGCAUUCGAUGAGUGGUGGACUUUGAAAUUGGAGGUACGUGAAUUGCUUAAUGUACAUAUUUUGUUUGUUUUUAGUUUACAUACACCAAAUUUUGUUAUUUGAAAUUGUUACAUUUUCUUUUGUAAUUGUUGCAAAGGUAUCCUGAGGCUGCCAAAUUUCGGCGUAUGCUGUUGCAAUUCGCUGACGACUUAGACAUACUAUUCUCAGAUGUAGCUGCUACAGAAGAAUGGACAUACACUCUUAGCUCAGGGAUAAUGCCUCAGACUGAUGAGACGCCAGAGGAAUUUCAUACCUUACAUGAUGCUGAAUUUCAUGAUGAUAAUGAUUUGGAGGUGGUUCAUCCUUCCGAGUUAAACAAAAAACGAGCAUCAAACACUGAUGGUUCAUCAACCAAGAGCAAGACAAAGAAGAAAUUUACUGGUGCAGCUCUACUGAACAAGACACUUGAUCGUAUAGUCAAUGUGGUUGAGUCAUCUUCAGCAAUUUCAACACAGACCUCAUCAAGAUAUCCUUCAAAUGCAGAAUGUUUGGCAAAGUUGGAAAGCAUCCCUGGUGUGUCCCUGGAUGAUGAGCUGUAUGUAUGGGCUGCCAUAUUGUUCUUAGGAGACAAGCGUAGUGUGUGCUUUAUGAGUCUUCUAACGGAUAAAGUUCGGUUGAGGUUUCUAAAGUUGGAGAUUGAAAUGGAGAAGACCACCAUAGGUUAUCGCAGCUAAUUGUUUUUCAGAUGGACUGUUGUGUUGAACUCAUUAUUUUUUUUCUUUUAUUAAUAUUUUUGUUGGACUUUGAUGGAUAUUAUUGACUAUGUUUGACUUUUAUCAUUAAUAUUUGACUAUGUUGGACUUUGAUUAAUAUUGAAAAAUGUUGGACUUUUAUUAUUAAUA
Molecule: messenger RNA, 3474 nt
Organism: Camellia sinensis
Lineage: Eukaryota; Viridiplantae; Streptophyta; Magnoliopsida; Ericales; Theaceae
Source: RefSeq, a predicted model, not a curated record